AUGCAUGGAAGUCAAAUUGGAACUUUAGCAUUAAUUGUUAAUGGUCAAACACUAUGGGAAAGGAGUGGCCGACAAGGAGUACCAGCAUGGUAUCAAGCUAACGCUACUUUACCGACUAAUGUUCAUGUUAAUAUCGCAUUUGUCGCCAAUCGAACAGGUACUGGCCGAUCAUCUGAUAUUGCCAUUGAUGAUAUCAUUUUGGAAGGAGAACCAAUACCUCUUAGUACACGUACAACCAGAUCACGUCCAACAACAACACCUCGAACUCGAUUCAAUGCAAGUUGUGAUUUUGAUGUUGAUAAAGAAUUAUGUGGCUGGAAAAGUGAUUCAAUAUAUGGUUGGAAAGUUAUUCAUCAAAGAGAACCGAAUAUCACCAUUGGUCCAAAUACUGAUUAUAGUAGUAUUAUGAGGCCAAAUGAUGAUGGUAAACUGUGUAAAAUUCCAUAUGAUGAGAAGGGUACUCAAUACUAUUGUAUAUUGAGUAGCAAGCGUAUGCGAUGUAAAGGAAAUGAUAACAAAUUGAUGGAUUGUCGAGAUGGAGGUUUUCUUCAGAUUCGAAGUGGUGAAUUUGAUCAAGUAGGUGAACGUUCACAAUUCGAAUCUCCAAUCCUUGAUGCAUUAUCCGAAGAAGGAUGUGUUCAAUUUCAAUAUAAUAUAGCAGGUAGUGAUAAUGAUUGGUUAAAUGUUUAUGUUGAAGAUUAUUGGACCGGUAAUCAGUCAUGUAUGUGGCAUAAAAAUGGAUCCACUGUACCGAACCGAUGGAUGACAGCUGAAGCACCAUUAAAAUUAGAGAAAGAUGGAAAAUAUCUAAUUGCGUUUGAAGCAAGAAAAGGAGAAGCUGGUGGAAUGGGUUUAGUCUCGAUUGAUCACAUUGUUAUCUCUCCUACAGCAUGUUCUGGUACAUAUCCAGUCGAAGAAUGUCCUUUUGAGGAGGUGAUAAUAGCAACGACUAUGAUGGCCACUACAGAAGGUCUCGAAGUAACAACUACAGCAGCAACGAUAACACCGAUUAAUACUACCGUAACAUCAUCUCCUACGUUAGCAACAGUUACAAAAACUCCGGAGUCAACAAUCGAAAUGGUGACAACUGAUGAUGGAGAACAAAACCGAACAACAACCGUUGACAGUGGGUCAAAAAAUACACUGAUUUUAGCGAUUGUUUUUGGUGUAUUGGGUGGUGUAAUUGUAGUUUCUGCUGUUGCUGCCUUAUUCAUUUGGCAUUCUACAAUACUAAAUCGUCUUGGUAUCAAACAAUCUAACCGUGUAAGAACAGCUCCAACUUAUCAAGCAGCAUCAGGUGGCACUGUUCAAAUCAAUGGAACGACGAAUGAUAAUACAAAUCUAUUAUAA
Molecule: messenger RNA, 1350 nt
Organism: Rotaria sp. Silwood1
Lineage: Eukaryota; Metazoa; Rotifera; Eurotatoria; Philodinida; Philodinidae
Source: the annotation of a GenBank genome assembly